GACCUCACCAAUCCCCGCCUCGUAACGCUAUCCCAUCUCCUCCUCCUCCACCUCGCCUCUUCCGCCUCAUCCACCACCACCUCCUCCCCCCCACCACCCGUCGCCACCCUUCGCCGCCGCCGCCGACGAGGACCACCACCACCACGACGGUGGAGUAGCCGCCCGCGAACACCGAGGCGGCAGGGGAUCCAUCAUCCCACGACAACGACCAUGGAGCUCGCCCUGGCCUCCGCGAAGCCCUCGCCCUCGCCCGCGCCCGCGCCCCUCCUCUUCGCGCCGCUCAAGCCCCUCCCCCUCCUCCGCUUCCCUCCCCGGAGACCCCGCGCCUCCUCUUCCUCCGUGGGGGCGAGGCUCCGCGCUGGGAGGCGCGGGCUGAGGCUGCUGUGCCGCGCGGCGGUGGGGGCGGGGGAGGAGGUGUUCGGGCCGAGGAGGGAGCUGGCGGGGGUGCAGCCGCUGGUGGAGGCGCUGCCGCCCGCGGCGAGGACGGCGGCGGAGCUGGCGGUGGCCGCGGCGGCGGUGGCGGCGGGGUACGGCAUCGGGCUCCGCGCGGGUGGGGGGUCGAGGGCCGUGGCGGUCGCGGGCGCCGCGGUGCUCGGGGCGGCCAGCGUCGCCGGGGCCGCCGCGGUGAACUCCGUCGUGCCGGAGGUCGCCGCCGUCGGGCUGCACAACUACGUCGCCGGAUGCGACGACCCCACCAAGCUGGAGAGCGGCGAGGUGGAGGCCCUCGCGACCAAAUAUGGAGUUAGUACACAGGACGCAGCCUUCAAAGCAGAGCUCUGUGAUUUGUAUGCCAGGUUUCUUUACUCAGUACUUCCUCCAGGAGAUGAAGAUCUCAAAGGUGAUGAGGUUCAGACCAUUAUAAAAUUUAAAAAUGCUCUUGGGCUCGAUGAUGUAGAUGCUGCAAAUAUGCACAUGGAGAUUGGUAGGCGCAUAUACAGAGAAAGGCUGGAAACAAGGGACCGGGAUGCCGACAUGGAACAGCGGCGGGCAUUUCAAAAACUCAUAUAUGUAUCAAAUCUUGUCUUUGGGGAUGCAUCAACAUUCCUGCUUCCAUGGAAACGUCUUUUUGGGGUCACUGAUUCUCAGAUUGAUAUUGCUAUGCGGGAAAAUGCCAAAAUCUUAUAUGCAUCACAACUCAAGUCUAUUGGGAGAGGUCUUGACAUAGGCACGCUUAUCGAAGUAAGGAGAGCACAACUUGCAUACAAACUUUCUGAUGAGAUUGCUGCUGAGAUGUUCAAGGAGCAUGCAAAGAAGUUGGUUCAAGAAAACAUUUCGUCAGCUUUGGACAUCGUAAAGUCGCGUACCAAAGCAGCGAAUAGCCCAACACAGGUUAUUGAAGAUGUGAAGAGCAUCCUUGCUUUUAAUAGCUUGCUCAUAACACUAAGCAAACACCCUGAUCAAGAUAGAUUUAUUCGUGGUCUUGGACCUAUUUCGUUAGGUGGAGAGAGUGAUCAUGAUAGGAGGGCUGAUGAUCUCAAGCUACUAUAUAGGGCCUAUGCAACAGAAGUACUAUCAGAUGGACAUCUGGAUGAUGAGAAGCUCGCUCCUUUGAAUCAACUGAGGAAUAUAUUUGGACUGGGCAAGCGUGAAGCAGAAUCAAUCAUGUCAGAUGUCAAAGCUCAAGUAUACAGAAAGAGACUUGCUAAAUCAUUUAAUAGUGAGUUGGCUGCGGCCCCUAGCAAAGCAGCAUUCCUCCAAAAUAUCUGUGAAGAGUUACAGUUUGAUCCGGAACUUGCUAGUAAGAUGCAUGAAGACAUUUACAGGCAGAAGCUUCAGCAGUUUGUAGCGGAUGGAGAGCUGAACAAGGACGAAGUGGAAGCUUUGAUGGCAUUCCAAGUGCGUCUCUGCAUUCCACAAGAAACUGUUGAUGCUGUCCAUUCAGAAAUCUGUGGCAAGUUGUUUGAAAAGGUUGUCGUGGAAGCAAUUUCAUCUGUUGAUGGAUAUGACACUAAUAGACGACAGGCUGUUAAGAAGGCAGCACAAGGUCUGAAUUUGAAAAACGAGUCUGUCAUGGCCAUUUUCAGCAAAGUGGUACGGAAGUUAUUCCUGAACUACAUUCAGAGAGCAAAAGCAGCUGGGAACCGCAUUGAAACUGCAAAAGAGCUGAAAAAGAUGAUAUCCUUCAACACAGUAGUUGUGAGUGAGCUUUUAGCUGACAUUAAAGGAGAACCAACAACUGCUGAACCUCAAACAUCAGAUGCAACCUCAGAACCUGAAGUCAGCGAGUCUGAGGGGGAUGAUGAAUACGAAUGGGAACAGCUGGAGACAUUAAGGAAAACUAGGCCUGAUAAAGAGCUCAGAGAGAAACUGGCAAAGUCAAGCCAGAAAGAGAUAACCCUCAAAGAUGACAUUCCAUUGAGAGACAGAGCUGAGCUGUAUGAAACAUAUUUGGUGUUCUGUGUCACUGGGGAGACGACCAAUGUUUCAUUUGGAACAGCAAUCUCCACAAAGAAAGAUAAUUCAGAGUAUUUAAUGCUGAAGCAAUUAGGAGACAUACUUGGUUUAACCCGCAAGGAAGCUCAGAAUGUUCACAUUAAGAUGGCAGAAAAGGCAUUUGUGCAACAGGCUGAAGUGAUUCUUGCUGAUGGGAAGUUAACAGAGGCCAAGGCUGACCAGCUUGCAAAGAUACAGAAGCAAGUUGGUCUUCCUACUGAGUAUGCACAGAAAAUAAUCAAGAAUAUCACAACAACAAAGUUGUCUUCUGCAAUUGAAGCCUCUAUUUCUCGAGGACAGAUUGGUAUACAGCAGGUCCGAGGAUUGAAAGAAGCAAAUUUUCAAUUGGACAGCUUGAUUGCAGAACCACUUCGAGAAAACAUUUACAAAAAAUCCGUUGAGGAGAUCUUUUCGUCAGGCACAGGUGAAUUUGAUGAAGAGGAAGUGUAUGUAAAGAUCCCAGCUGAUCUCAUCAUUAAUGCUGAGAAGGCCAAGUCGAUUGUCCAGGACAUUGCGAAGAUUAGGUUGGAUAACGCCCUUGUCCAAGCUGUUGCUCUGCUUCGGCAGAAGAAGAAAGAUGAAGUGGUCGCAUCCUUGAACGACUUGCUUGCAUGCGACGCGGCUGUGCCUGCUUCGAAGCCCCUAUCAUGGCCUACAUCAGGAGAGCUGGAUGAUCUGUACGGCAUUUACAUGAAGAGCAUUCCGAAGCCUGAAAAGCUGUCAAGGUUGCAGUAUCUGCUUGGCAUAAGCGACGAGAAGGCCGGCCAGAUUCGGGAUGCCGCAUCGGCAGGCACACUAUCCGUUGCAACUGAAGAGGAGGAUGAAUUGGUAUUCUAGGGAGGGAGAUGUGAAGGUCUUUUUUUGUUAGGUAGCCAGCAGAGUUGAGGACCUACCAUACUUGGUGCUGUGGCGCCAACCGCUGCUAUUGUAGCUAGGCGCUGGCAUAUGGUUUUGAGAAGCAACGCAUAAUCCUGACGUGCGUUAACUGUUUGUAUAGACAGAAAUUGGCACCGAAUUUGGUGACAAAUCUCUUUUGCUGCAUUUUUCAUUUUCAGACCAUAGCGAGAGCUUUUUUUUUUGUAUUUUUUUUCUUCCCCUUUUCAUUAUGUAUCACAGUCGCCACUGCUACCUCAGUCAUAAAAUCCGAUUUUGUUGUAGCUCAACUGCAGCAUAUGAUAUGUGUCCCUUUGUAUGGGUCAUUGUAGCCAAUAUGUUUCAGCAA
Messenger RNA from Oryza sativa Japonica Group (Japanese rice), 3655 nucleotides. RefSeq names its product protein TIC110, chloroplastic. Gene Ontology annotation, cellular component: TOC-TIC supercomplex I. Gene Ontology annotation, biological process: protein import into chloroplast stroma. The record is from RefSeq and is a predicted model, not a curated record. Lineage: Eukaryota; Viridiplantae; Streptophyta; Magnoliopsida; Poales; Poaceae.